Cylindrotheca closterium is the source of this 1437-nucleotide messenger RNA. The record is from the annotation of a GenBank genome assembly. Lineage: Eukaryota; Bacillariophyta; Bacillariophyceae; Bacillariales; Bacillariaceae.
AUGCGCGUUCUUUCCAGUGCCCUACUUGCACUAUCGGUCCUUUCUUCCAGCACAUCGGCAUUCGCACCUACAUCUUCCAGAAGCAGUAUUCAAAGUGCACUCAAUAUGGCCAACCCUGUUAAGUCAGUCUUCUUGACUCCCGAAACGGCCGCCGCCUGUGUGGAUAUUGCCGGAGGCAGCCCAGUCUACGCCUAUUCUUUGGAAAAGCUCGAAGAAGCCGCCGAUGCUUGCCUCGCCUUCCCCAACGCCUAUGGAUUGACCGUCCGUUACGCAAUGAAGGCCUGUCCCAACUCUUCCAUCCUCAAAUUCUUCAACUCCAAGAACAUUCACAUUGAUGCCUCUUCUGGAUACGAAGUCAAGCGCGCCAUUUCUGCUGGUAUUCCCGCCGAGAACAUUAGUCUCAGUACCCAAGAGCUUCCUGCCGAUUUUGUCGAUUUGGUCAAGAAGGGAAUCAAGGUCAAUGCUUGUUCUGUUUCUCAAUUGGAACGAUUCGGCGAAGCCUUUGCAGGAACUGGCCAAAAGGUUGGAAUCCGUGUCAACCCUGGUGUCGGAUCCGGUGGUUUCUCCAAAUCCACCACUGCCUUUUCCAAGACCAAUGUCGGAGGACCUUCCUCUUCCUUUGGAAUUUGGAACACCUUGCUCGAAGACGGCACGGUUCCUGCCAUUGUCGAAAAGUAUGGUUUGACCGUCGAACGAAUCCACACGCACAUUGGAUCUGGAAGUGAGCCAUCCAUUUGGCAACAAGUGGCUGUCAAAUCUCUUUCCUUUUGCAAGAUUUGGGAUACCGUCGAAGCACUCAACUUGGGAGGAGGGUACAAGGUUGGCCGUAAUGAGGGCGAGCCAACUACUGAUUUGCAAGAAAUUGGCAAGCCCGUCACGGAAGCCUUUAAGGAAUUCGCUGCCGAAACUGGACGGGAAUUGAAAUUGGAGAUUGAACCAGGAACCUACUUGGUCGCCAUGGGAGGCGCCUUGGUUUCUACCGUUCAAGAUAAGGUUUUCACCACUGGAGAGGGAAGCCACACCUUCCUCAAGUUGGAUUCGGGAAUGACUGAUGUCCUGCGUCCAUCGUUGUACGGUGCCAUCCACCCAAUUACUGUUUUCCCAGGAUCUGGAAAGACUGAAGAUGUUGGUUCCGAGACCGAGGAUGUUGUCGUUGUUGGACAUUGCUGUGAGAGUGGUGAUCUCAUGACACCCAAGCCCGGUGAACCAGAGGAUUUGUCAGAGCGAACCCUUCGCAAGGCUGAAAUUGGGGAUAUCUUGAUCAUGGAUGGAAGUGGUGCCUACUGCGCUGGAAUGAGUACCAAGAACUACAACUCCUUCCCAGAAGCUCCAGAAGUUCUCGUCGAUCGCGAAGGAAAGGCACACCUUAUCCGACAACGUCAACCUUUGGAACAAGUGUACCAAAAUGAAGUCACAAUCGCCGAAUCUGUUUUUUAA